Messenger RNA from Balaenoptera ricei (Rice's whale), 1305 nucleotides. RefSeq names its product beclin 2 (gene BECN2). Lineage: Eukaryota; Metazoa; Chordata; Mammalia; Artiodactyla; Balaenopteridae. The transcript has a single exon. The coding region runs from base 7 to 1305 and encodes 432 amino acids. Gene Ontology annotation, cellular component: phosphatidylinositol 3-kinase complex, class III, type II; phosphatidylinositol 3-kinase complex, class III, type I; phagophore assembly site. The record is from RefSeq and is a predicted model, not a curated record. Gene Ontology annotation, biological process: autophagosome assembly; late endosome to vacuole transport; cellular response to nitrogen starvation.
UCCACCAUGUCCUCCCUCCGCUUCAUUUGCCAGCGCUGCAGCCAGCCCCUGAAACUGAAUCAGUCCAUGGAGACCUCCCAAGAACCUGAAGCUUUGAUGAUCAUCUCAGCUCAGGGGGAGCCAGGAGAAACCCAGGAGGGAGGCCCUCCUUCCAGGGAGGAGGCAGAUUUUGAAAAUCUACAGGAAGGUGUCUCUUACAGGACCCUUCCUGGCCUCCCUGGUGGCAGAAUGUCCUGGGACAAUUCUGACAACUUCACCCUGCUUGGGAAUUUGGGCUCCCUGAGAACUCUCAACAGCAUCCAGAAGGCUGCAAGCGACAUUUUUGACAUCCUCUCUGAUGAAACAGAUGUGGACCACCCCAUGUGUGAGGACUGUACUGACAAUCUUUUAGAGCAACUGGACAUUCAUCUCACCAUCACAGAAUCUGAGAUUCAGAACUACAAACGCUGUUUGGAGACCAGGGAGUUGAUAAGUGAGGAGAGGGAGACGCUGCAGGAGAAGCUGAAGGGCCUGGAGCUGGAGGAAACGAGGCUGGUCCAGGAGCUGGAGGAGGUGGAAAAGAACCGAGAAAGGGCAGCAGCAGAUCUCGAGGCAGCCCAGGCAGAGACUGAGAUGCUGGACCAGCAAGAAAAGCAGUACCAGAAGGACUACAGUAAGUUGAAAUGGCAACAACUAGAACUACAUGACGAGCUGAGUAGUGUGGAGAAGCGGCUAUGGUAUGCCCAGAUCCAGUGGAACCAGCUGGAGAAAACCAGUGUCUUUAAUGCCACGUUUGAGAUCUGGCAUGACGGCCCCUUAACUACCAUCAAUAACUUCAGAUUGGGCUGCCUCCCCACUGACCCUGUGUGCUGGAAUGAGAUUAACAUAGCCUGGGGACAGACAGCCUUGCUGCUCCUUGCCCUGUCCAAUACAAUUGGACUGGAGUUUCAGAGGUAUCGACUCAUCCCCUGUGGAAACCAUUCCUAUCUGAAGUCUUUAACAGAUGACUGCAUUGAGCUGCCAUUGUUCUCUAAUGGGAAGCAGAAUGUUUUCUUGCAUAACAAAUUUGACCAGGCUAUGAUGGCUUUCCUGGACUGCAUGCAGCAAUUCAAGGAACUGGCUGAGAAAGGUGGCUCAGGUCUCUGUUUGCCCUACAAGAUUCAUGUGAAGAAAGGCCUGAUGGAAGACCCCGGAAGCAGUGGUGGAUUCUAUUCCAUCAGAACCCACUUGAACACAGAGGAGGGGUGGACAAAAGCACUCAAGCUUAUGCUUAUAAAUUUUAAGUGUAGUCUCACUUGGGUCUCCUUAAGAUACUGUCAAAAAUAA